Colossoma macropomum (tambaqui) is the source of this 5080-nucleotide messenger RNA. RefSeq names its product vacuolar ATPase assembly factor VMA21 (gene vma21). NCBI's taxonomy places the organism in Eukaryota, Metazoa, Chordata, Actinopteri, Characiformes, Serrasalmidae. The record is from RefSeq and is a predicted model, not a curated record. Gene Ontology annotation, biological process: vacuolar proton-transporting V-type ATPase complex assembly. Gene Ontology annotation, cellular component: endoplasmic reticulum membrane. The transcript is spliced from 3 exons. Bases 97 to 411 code for a protein of 104 amino acids.
CGGAAGCAAACCGCAUCGCCUCUCAGUCAGUCGCGGGCUCCUGAUGUUUUGAAUUGGUUUAACUCGUUUUUUUUCGGUUUUCCUGCAAACAAAAAGAUGCAAAACUACGACAGAACAGAUUUCAGCCCCAAACCUGUGACGGCAGGAGACAGCAGAGGAAAUGAUGGAUCGCUGUUAUCUGUCCUGAAGACGCUGCUGUUCUUUACCAUCCUGAUGAUCACUCUUCCUAUUGGACUAUACUUUGCAUCAAAGGCGUAUCUGUUUGAAGCGUCUCUGGGCUACUCCAGCAACGACAGCUACUUCUACGCUGCCAUCGUGGCGGUGAUCGCGGUUCACGUGGUCCUGGCGCUGUUCGUCUACGUGGCAUGGAACGAGGGAUCACGGCAGUCGAGGGAAGGGAAACAGGACUGAGGAGAGGUGGAGCGAAAGAGCGAGAGAGAGGAGUGGAGGAAAGAGAGAGGUUUUUAUUACGCUAGGAAGAGAAAAUAAGAGAGAUGAAGGAACGAAACUCAGUGCUGUAUCAACUGAUUUGUUAUGGAAGGGAGAGAAACAGUGUGAUGGUGUCUUAAACAGGAACGUUCUAAUGCACUGAGGAACAUCUAUAGAACGUCUGCAUGUGUUUACCUGAACUGUCAGUCAGAGGAAGGAAGCUGAACCCUUGACCUUGUCCAGUGGUUCAGGAAAGGUCAGAGGUCACCACGAGGCCUGGGGAGUGGUCUGUGUUUGUUUGUGUGACCUCCAGACUCAGUUACAACUAGAAGCUGGACAAUGCUGGGCAGUGCUAGAGUAACUUUUUGCUGGGGAAGCAUUGAUAUGGGAAUUUUGGCAUCUGAUUUUUUCCUGUAUACGCUUGUGUGCAAAAGUUUUGGCACCCCAGUUAAAUUCCAAUUCCAUGUUGUUUUUGAUUAUCUGUGUGUAAAUAAGUGAACACAUCCUCUAAAUGUAACUUCUGCACAUUUUAAUACUGUUUACUUGCUGAAUUUGACACACUGGGAGCAAAAUAAACCAUAAAAUGAGGCUCGUGCAGAAAUUACGGUACAUUUGAUAUUAUAUGGUUUAUUUUUUUACUGUGUUAAACUCAAAUAUAAAUUAUGGAGAAAAAUGGCAUAUAUAAGUUCCUUGUAGAGGAUGUGUUACCUUAUUAUCAUGUAGAAAAUCAACAAAACAUGCAGUAUGACUUGGGGUGUUCAAACUGAUGCAUACAACUGUAUUUCUGUGGAUAUAUGAAAAUUGAGCAACUGGAACUACAUAUACUUAGAUUAGCAUAAUAGAGAAACCAAUAUUUAUGUCUGUGGAGUUACAAAUAUAGGAAAUGAAUAAAAUGCAGAUAUUUCAGCGCAGUAACUCAGCUUUUUGCUCUUUCAGAGUACAAUAAAUACAUCAAGCAUCAGCUCAAUAUGUCCGAUGCUAAUAUUGCUUAGAUAUCAUUGGGAAUCCCUGCUUACUAGGCCAAGAGUGUUGAUCCAGGAUCAGGUUUGCUUUUUAUAUUCUAGUUAAUGCGCUCAAAUCCAACAAAUAGGACACUAAAUCAAGCGCCUCCUCAUACUUACAAUGUGAUCUAUAUGUGCUGCAUGUAAUGUACCAUCAGUUACCAUAAGCUUACAUUUAAGUGUAUAUUCCUAUAGAAAGGAAAACCUGCUGACCUGAAACUCACUUAUUAUAGAAGUCAAUGCGCAGAUGCUGAACUGAAGAAACGAAUGAAAUACAAUGUCCAAAAGUUUGUGGACACCUCUUCUUAUUAGUGAAAGAGUGCAAAGAAAAGCAUUGACAGUAGAACAGGACGCUUUUGGGCAGCCACACAUGAGCCUAAGGUCACCAUAACCAAUGCCAAGCGUAGGCUAGAGGGAUGUCUAAAACCCCCCGGCAUUGACCUGUUGAGCAGUGGAGCUGCGUCCUCUUGAGUGAUGGAGCUCCAUCCAAUACCUUUGGGAUGAGCUGGUGUUCCAGAAAUGACCAUCUAACAUCAGUACCUGAUCUAACUGAUCCCACUGCUAAAUGCAGUCAGAUCCUCACAGCAAUGUUCCAGCAUUUAGUGUACAGCCUUUCCCAAAGAGUAAACUGUAGUUACUGCAGCAGAGGGAGACAAACUCCUUUAUAAUACUCUUGAUUUUGGAUAAGCAGGUGUCUGCAAACUUUUGGCCAUAUUGUGCAUGUCAGUAUAUCGUUCAAAACUACAGCCACUACAGUUUAGAGCUGUUCUAUGAAGUUUUAUCCAGAAGUAGUUCCGGUCGCUUUCCCUAAGGUAAUCGAGGAAAACUCCACCCUCUCCACCACAAAUUAUUCCCUGAGGAAAACUAGUUCCAUCUCUGAUAGAAUCAGUUAUACAUUUACAUUUGGUGCACAAUUUCUGUUUAUUUGAGUUUCAUGUAGUGAAAAAAAAUUAAAAAUAAAACAUGAUACACAAAAUGUUCCAUAUGUUUUACACAGGAGGCACAUUUUAUGUUUAUGUAUGUCCGUAUGAUAAAGUGGAACCAAUUUUGCAAAAUUACUCAAUCAUUUAAUGGUUUAAACAAAAUCAGUGGUUCAGUGUGAAAUGCGCCUUUCUAGAGAAAUUUGGGUGGUCUAGAUGAAGUUGUUCAACUUUGGUAUUUGUGUGUAGCUUCAAAACAAGUGGCCACAACUUCAGGAUUUCUGUUACUUGUAAUGGCAACUGAAAAACCACACCAUCCUGUAUUUUCUCCAUUUAUUUUUGUGUCCUAGUUCAGCGCAGUUCACCACCACUCUGAACAACUGUGAUUUAUCACAGCUCCACUGAUAAAUACUCACAUAGCUACCUGUAAUACAUGUACGGCAUUUGGCAGAUGCUCUUAUCCAGAGCGACUUACAAAGUGAUCAUUUUACACAGGUAGGCGAAGGUAGAGUUAGGAGUCUUGCCCAAGGACUCUUAUUAGUAUAGUGUAGGGUGCAGCCUAGGCAGGGGAUUGAACCCCUGGCUCCAGUGUGGAGGGCAGAGGUGUUGCCCACUACACUAUACCAACCACACAUAGCUAAGUUCUGAGUUUUGUUGACACCAUGUGACGCAACGCCGCCAACCCACACAACACAAAAGGCGUGCAGGGCAGAGAGGAACAUGUAGGGCGUUGUGAGGAAAAAAUAGUACCCCAAGAAAGCAUUUUUUUUUUAUUUAAUACUGUUUACCAUUAUCAACAUGACAUGUAAAACCUACAAGACACAUGUAAGAUCACUGGUCAUUUUGGAUAGCAGAUAAAAUAUGAUAUCUGUAGUGUAGACAUACGGACGUCUGGUUCCUGUUACUACAAUGGUGAACUAUUCUGACUCUGUAAGUUUCUCUAGAAAGGUGCAUUUCACACCGAACCACUCUGAACGGUUUUGUUUACAUCUGAAACCAUUGAAUGAUUCAGUAAUUUUGCAAAAUUGGUGGAGUUCCCCUUUAAAUUCAGCAGAUAAGCAGUAAUUGUGCAUUAAAGUGUGCAGAAGUGUGUUUACUGUAGCUUAGCGGAUCAAAACAACGUAGAAUUUUCAUACGACUGUACAGCGUCAUUUACAGAUGCUUCUACUGUGAGUGACCUCCGAGUUGAUGCCCUUUUCUAAGUGCAGGAAAAAGCCAAAUGACUGUCUGCGGAUGCAGCAGAUGGAGAUCAUGUUGAGAAAACGCUGGAGUUUUCCUUUAAAUACAGCCACAAGAGGGCUUGGCAGAACUGUAGCUCUCUCAUCGUGUGGAACGGCGUGAAUUAAAAGCUUGCAUUUGGGAUAUUUACAUUUAAAUGGCCUUUAUUUGCAGACAUUAAAUAGCAGUCACUAAUCAGCAGCCCCUCCAGGCCUGAGUCAUCGGCCCUCCUGGCAGAUGUUUAAAGACUCCAUGAUUGGGUUUGUGUACGUUUAGUCUUUCGGCAGGAUUUUCCCAACGUUCAUGAGACGUUUUGCUCGAAUCCAGAACAAUAGCGGCAUGAAAUCAUAGGAGAAGCUUAUUUAAUCUUUCAAGAAGCCCUAAUUAAGAGAAGAACCGCCGCGUUUGAUGGCAGCCUUUUAGCCGACGUCAGAGAGAAAUCGGAGAAAUCAGUGUUUGGGCCGCGCUCCACUUAUGUGAAUCGGUUGCCACGUCGACUUCUGUCCUGUUUCUCCGUGGCGAUGUUGCAGCAGCCAAUCAGAGACUUGGAUUCAAUUUCAUAUCAAAGCGCACAGUUUAGAAAGACUCUCAAACUGUCAGUUUCCAUCGCAGCCUCUCGCGCUGUUUAUCACUUCUGACACGUUUAAAUGAGAUCAGAGAGUCACUUCAAAGCAUAGCAGAAGUGAUUGAUCUCCACUGUGCUAAUUAAAACGCUCUUUAUUCUGUGUUGGACGUUUAAGACAUUAUUUCUUAUCCCUUGUUCUCUUAGAAUAGUGUUGGAGACUCCUUAAAGGGAAACUCCACCAAUUUUUCUAAAUUUCUGCAGAAUUCACUUGUUGUGAAAAGUCAUUCAGAGUGGUUUGGUUUGAAAUGCUUAGUUGUGGAGAAACUUACCAACCAACCAAACCACCAGUGAACCUACAUGUGUCUUCUGAGUUGUACAUGUAAUGCUGAUGAUGGUAAAUCAGUGAUAAAUCUGAUAAAACAAGUUUUCUUUGGGGACUAUUUUGCUUUACAAUGCCUCGCAUGUAUCCCUCCGCCAUGAAUGGACUUUUAAAAAUGCCUUUUAGGCCAAAUUUUUCUCAGAACUAUCAUUAACAAUGACAUCAGGCAGUGAAUUCAUAACUAUUUCAUAUAAUAACUUUCUGUGAGGGAGCUUUUAGAGGUGGACGUCUGGUUCCCAUCAGCACCACUGUGUCAGUGUAAUUAUGCAGAAAAUGCAAAAAAAUCUAUGGAUGUUCCCUUUAAUAGUUUUUGUCAUUAUAAUAUGCUGUAAUGUUAAAUUAUGUUAAAUUAUGUUUGUUCCCAUCUUAUUAUUUUAAUUGUUUGAUGGCGAUACGUGUACAUCAGAUUUCCAGAUUGUAAGUUACUGUAUUUGUUGUUUUGUUUUUGUUUUGAAGGAUUUUUACAUCGUUUCUUUACUUAAUAAAAAAGUAAUCAAGUUUUUCCAAGAAAAAAAAUGUUCCUUGCAUUUCAACAUGUGAUCCCAAAUAAAUCUUUUUCCACAAUCUA